This is a messenger RNA of Fusarium vanettenii 77-13-4, 1371 nucleotides long. RefSeq lists its product as uncharacterized. NCBI's taxonomy places the organism in Eukaryota, Fungi, Ascomycota, Sordariomycetes, Hypocreales, Nectriaceae. Bases 1 to 1371 code for a protein of 456 amino acids. The record is from RefSeq and is a predicted model, not a curated record. Gene Ontology annotation, biological process: secondary metabolite biosynthetic process. Gene Ontology annotation, molecular function: FAD binding; monooxygenase activity. The transcript has 4 exons.
AUGACUCGUUCUGAAAGGGGACACUUCCUUAUUGUCGGUGCCGGCUUCGCUGGCCUGGGUACCGCGAUCGAGCUCAAGAGGAAAGGAUUCAGUGUGGAGGUGAUUGAAGCAGCACCCCAACUUCAUAUUCUAGGAGACGUGAUUCAGAUAGGAUCCAGCGCCACGCGCAUCAUCGCCAAAUGGGGGCACGCAUUGGAGGGUGUCGAGGCCUGUUCUAGCCACCCCAAGUCCAUGAGCAUUUACAAUUCUGCCGGUGAGUUGGUCUACGAGUCGCCGAUCGCGGAGAGCUUUGACGGCUUCCCCAUCUUGUUUUCAAACAGAGGAGGCGCCCAGAAGUGCUUCUACGAACAUGCGCUUGACCUCGGCAUCCCAAUUCGCCUGAACGCGAGGAUUUCCGAAUAUUUCGAGGAUGACGACUCCGCUGGCGUCAUUCUCGAUGGCGAAAAGCUACGGGCGGACGCUGUCAUCGCCUGCGAUGGCAUACACAGCUACGGCCGUCGCUAUGUGACGGGAAUUCAGCAGAUGCCGCAAACGAGCGGUUUUGCUGUGUAUCGAUGCUGGUUUCCACUUGAGCGACUGGCUCUUGAUCCUGUUACCAAGCAUCUGGCUGAGGCCAAGGAGGAGAAGCUGAUUACAUGGGUUGGGAGGGACACACAUAUCAACCUCGUUGUCCUGCCCAAGCCUCAAGGCGCCGUGGUUUUCUUGACGCACAAGGACGAUCAAGAUGGAGUUUCCGAGUCAUGGAGCUCCAAAGGAAAUCUCAAUGACAUGCUUCAGAACGUCGAGGGCUGGGAUCCUGUUUGCCGGGCAGCUGUUGCGGCCGUCCCCGAGGAAGCACUGGUCGACUGGAAGUUGCUGUGGAGGGAUCCACUGAAGAAGUGGGUAUCUGGCAAAGGUCGAGUCGUCAUCAUGGGAGACGCAGCACAUCCCCAUCUUCCCACGUCCGGCACUGGCGGCGUACAGGCGAUCGAAGACGCUGCUACUUUGGCCGCGGUGCUGGACGUGCUCGGAAAGGGGGAGAUCCCCUUGGCCUUCAAGGUCUUUCAGAAGCUGAGGUACGAACGGACAAGCCUCACGCAGCGAAUGGGCUGGGAGACUAGACAUCGGUGGCACAAAACAGACUGGGAUGCAGUCAAGAAGGACCCUGCCAUCAUGAAGAUGCCUCAGCCCGCGUGGAUCUAUGGCCAUGAUGCUGAACAGUAUGCCUACGAUCGGCUGCAGGACGCGGUCGGCAGCGUGAGGAGCGGAUCCACGUUUGACUCGACCAACACGCCUCCGGGGCAUGUACACGAAGACUGGACCGUUGAGACGAUGAUGAAACUGGAGAAGGCCGAAGUAGAGGCUAACUUUUACAAAGUUUCCAACCUUUAA